CAGGACUUUAAAGACAUGAUUUCUGUCGCAGUUAGCGGUGGCACAAAACCUCUAAUAGACACUGUCAGGAACAAGCUCUUGACACUAGGAAAACAAAACUUGACUGAUUUAGGUGCCAAUAAAGUGAGAGAUAAGAUCUGGAAUAUGUCAAGGUGUAUGGCGAAAUAUGAUGUGCCGUUUUUGAAAUAACUGAAAAAUAUCAUUGACUCUUUUUUUGUAUGCAGCUGUUUCUUUUCUAAUUUUAAAAAGACUAUUCCAUUGUAAUUCUUUUUUUAUUUAAAAUUAACCUGAAAAAUGUGCAUGAUUUUGCACAUACUUUGUAAAUAGAUUUUUAUUACUUUUACAAUCAUCUCUAUUUUGCAAUUACUUAGAUAAUCAUUUUCAAAUCAGAUGUAAAUUUUUGAUUGACUAGUCACCAAAAAGAAAGUAUAAAAAAAUCACUAAAUAGUAAAAAAAAUUUUUAUUUAAAAGCAUAUCUGUGAUAAAUCAUUUUGAAUAAUCUCUGAUUCUGUUAAAUCAUUUGUACUUGCCCAGGGUUUAUUGUUGCCCUGGGCCUUACAUUAAUUUAUUUAUUCCAAUCAUUGUUGACACUUAAAUUUUUUCCCCUUACAUGAAUACCGGCCUCAUCAUGGCGAAGGGGUGAAUUUUCAGCAACCAGAGAGUGCACACUAUCAGGCGAAGUAAUCCCCUUACUGACAAAGAACGCUUUGUGCAGACAAUUUUCCAUACAGCUUCCUUGAGAGAACUAGUUACUCUGUAUGUUCGCCAUUGCAUGUUGACUGAACAAGAACCAAGCCCAAAAGGAUUCUUCCAGCACACUGCUGAUGAUUAUUCCAAGGACAGUCGACCAAACUUUAAAUACUUGAUGGACCAGGUCUGUAGAUUUUCGCAAGGUAUAGUAAACUUCAGGAUGGCUGUUAGGAGAAAUAAUGCAAGCUUGCUCCGCAGUGCCAAGUAUAUGACAAAAGAAUUAUUCUAUGCCAGACCUCAUCCAAAAUACCAGAACAUUGAACUUCAUGAUAUUCUGCAGGAUUUAAUGAUGCCGGAGGAAGUUAGAAAACUGAAUGAUAAUUAUUGUUCUGUUACAACAAGUGGUAAUAACUAUGAUAACUGAAAUCAGUUAUCAUAAGCCUCUUCACUUGCUAUUUAAUAACUUAACCGAGUUAUAAAUUUAAUAACUUAAAACAGUUACUUCUGUUAACAUAAGACUGUUACUGCUUCAUCAUUGGGGAAUUUUUCUGGAAAAUUGGGAAUCUUUUGGUCAGUUUGGAAAAAAGACAAUAUUUCAGUUUAAGAAACAGUACUGUUUAACUUCUUGUUGGUAUUUACUUGUAGUAUUAACUUAUCAAAUCUUUGUAACUCUGUUCAGUUAUUAAACAUACAGAGGCAAGCUGCAAAACUUAAUAUGUUUGUAGUUAAGUAAUUAAAACAAGACCCCCCCCCCAUAUUUAUCUCUCGGGGAAGACAUGGAUUUUCUUCUGGAAGAAAAGAACAAACAGCUUAAGUCUUGGCUACCAAAGGGUGUGCCAUCUGAUACCAUAUGGCAGACUGUGUGCCGAAAUAGUAAUAUUUUGGAGAAUGUUGAGAAACAAACCUACUCAUUGUUUGGUAUCAGUACAGAUCAAGGUGCAGUAAGUCAUUUGGACGUAGAAAGUGGCAUCAAAGUUUUCCAGUGUCAUCUUCGCAAAAGUAACUACAUAUCUGCAGUUGGGGCACAUAUGUCUGUAAGUGAAAAGGCUCUAGAUGAACAUUUUGUUGAUUUUCUGACAGAAUCUAAUAUAAAGCGCAAGCAUAAAAUAAGAAAAGAUGUUUUGUGUGAAGAUAUCCCAGAAAACACUUUGUUACGCCAACCAGUUCCAGUAACACCUGAUGAAAGAAUGAAGAUCUUCAGUUUGGACCGGCUAACUAUUUCAGAACUGAAUUCUGAAAUAAUGAAAGAUUUAGAACUAAUUCAAGAUUCACUUUACCGAGAUUUCUAUAAUGAACUGUUUUUGACCGAGGUUAAACAUGCUAAAGGGAAAAAGAAGGAGAAGUAUGUGUCAUUCCUACAAGAUUUAAGGGAUGCAAUGGACCUUGUAAACGAGUCAGAUGAUUAACAUGAAAAUGGAGCGCUUUCACAGGUAUUACCUGCAUGAUCUGAUUAUGAUGGAACAAUGCUGUCGCUGAAGUAACUUGCCAUGCCAGUAGAACCUUGCUUUUAUCAUUAUUAUAUAAAGUUUCUUAAAUGCAUGUUGGAAAUUUAACUUGAACUGGUACAUAAGCAUGCUUAGAUUAAGUUUUUGAAAAUUUGCUAUAUUGGACCAUGCUUUCAUUGUAGCAGGAACAUUUUCUGAACAUAAUGAGGCAAUAAUGAAUACUCCAGUUAGGGUUCAGAGUUACAAUCACAGAGCAUAUUUUUGAAAGAAUUAUGGCCCCUUUAUGAUAAUCUGAAAUUUUAUUGUUUUAAAUUUUGGAACAGUUAUUUUACAGUACAAGCUGACUCUGCACAUCAAAUACCAUAAUUCUAUAGAAUACAGUUAAGUCAUUACAGUUAAGUGUCUAGUUGGUACUCGGAUCUACCAUCUUUUCUUAAUAUACAGAAUACAGAUUUCAGAGUAUGUAUACAUAUUUGUCACUGUAAAACAAACAGUAUUAAUUUAAAUCAUAACAAGAGCUGUCCGUAAGACAGCGCGCUCGACUUUUUUAUUGCUUGCCAAUAAAAAAAGUUUUUGCAGUAAAAGGCAAUACAAGAAUCUCUGUAUUUUUAAAGUGAACUAGUUGUUUGAUACCCUUGAAUAUUACAGCAAUGUUUAUAUGACAUAAUUUAUGGUAAAAGUGAACAAGUGGAUAGGAAUGAAUUUUUUUUAGAUUUUUUUAAGUUUUUUAGUGCUUGCCUAUAAUACAAAACAUUGACAGUUAAGGGCCAUAAUUUCAAAUAAAAUCUUUGACAGAAUUACCUUCUCCUGGACAUGUUUGGGAAUCAUGAUUGUAAACAAGUAUUCCAACUUUCAAAUUAAUAUCUCAAACAGUUCAGUCAAAAAGUGGACUGGUACUAAAAAACUUAACCAAGAUUCUAAGUCGAUAAAAGGCCUUAAUUUUUAAAACAAAUCCUUGACAGAGUUACCUUCUCUUGCGUACAGAUGGGGUAAUGAUGUGAAAUAGCAUUAAAAGUUUCAAAGCAAUAUCUCAAAGGGUUAAGGCAAUAAGUGGAUUUUACCCAUAUUCAAUGUAUUUUCUAAGUCAAAAAAGGGGCAUAAUUCUGUCAAAAACCUUGACAGAGUUAUGUCCUCUUG
Ruditapes philippinarum (Manila clam) is the source of this 3272-nucleotide messenger RNA. RefSeq lists its product as uncharacterized. NCBI's taxonomy places the organism in Eukaryota, Metazoa, Mollusca, Bivalvia, Venerida, Veneridae. The record is from RefSeq and is a predicted model, not a curated record. Bases 1467 to 2096 code for a protein of 209 amino acids. The transcript is spliced from 2 exons.